Vicia villosa (hairy vetch) is the source of this 1563-nucleotide messenger RNA. RefSeq lists its product as uncharacterized. NCBI's taxonomy places the organism in Eukaryota, Viridiplantae, Streptophyta, Magnoliopsida, Fabales, Fabaceae. The record is from RefSeq and is a predicted model, not a curated record. Gene Ontology annotation, biological process: DNA replication; DNA recombination; DNA repair. The coding region runs from base 1 to 1563 and encodes 520 amino acids. Gene Ontology annotation, molecular function: DNA binding. Gene Ontology annotation, cellular component: nucleus. The transcript has 14 exons.
AUGGCCAGACCGUUCGAAAAUAUUGCCGACAUCAAUGACACAAAGGAUUUGUGGAAGGUGGCGGUUCGUGUGGAGCAUAAAUGGAGUGUUAUUUCCAACAACAAAGAACACUUUGAAAUGAUUUUUGUCGACAAACAUGGGUGUGAUAUCCAUGUUGUUGUACCAACGACGUAUAUGGCGGCAUACAAUGACAGAUUUGCAUUGGACCAGACCUAUACAGUGUCGAACUUCAAAGUUGAGCGUAAUAACUUGGUGUUUAAACCUUCUGGCCACGGGUUUAUGGUGAAGUUUACUGGAGGAACAAUUGUAUCUGAUGUCAACAAACAUGAGAUACAACCAAAGCAACACAUGUUUACGAGUUUUGUUGAUAUUAUAACCGGGAAAACUCGGAAGGAUAUGCUUAUUGACAUUUUUGGUAUUGGUGAAAGUAUCGGGUAUGCCCAGAGACAUCGCGGAAGUAAGAAAUUACAGGUUAAUUUGGUCCUAAGGGAUGCAACGAACAAUACAAUUAAUUGCACCCUUUGGGAGACUUAUGCUGCUCAAUUCUUCAAGGUUGAUGAAGAACGGGUUAAUACGUCCGUUCCAAUUGUUAUAAUGCUUCGAUAUGCAAAAAUUAAAGAAGAAGGACAAUAUCCUCUUUCGGUUACAAACACCUUCCAUGUUACGCAAUCACAUAUCAAUGCAGAUUUGCCAGCAGUGAAGCAUUUCCUUGAAAGUAUACCUAAGGAGACUAUGAGCGCGAGAUUGUUGUCUGGUGCUUUGGCUCUGCCUCUCAUUGAAAUAAAGAAACUGAAACAGGUCUCUUUCUGCGCUACCGUUGUUGAAACCAAAAAACUGAUUGCCUCUUCCUUCGGCUGGUGUUACCGAGCAUGCCAUUCAUGUCCUAAAGCUGCACGUGGUGAUGAACCUCCUUUCAUAUGCGAUAACAAUCAUAAAACGGAGGCUGAAAUAUGGAGGUAUAAAAUUGAAAUAGAGGCUGUGCAUAAGGGCGUACCUUGCAAAUUCAUAUUUUGGGACCGGGAAUGUACGGAUCUCUUGGAAAUUUCUGCUGCUCAAAUGCGGGAUACAAUGAUACAGGCUGGAAUCACUGAUCCUCUGGAGUUCCCAUUAGCUCUUGAUAAGAUGCUUGACUUGGAGCUGGCUUUUAGAGUUAAGUGGCAGCCAAGCUGGGACUCAUGCUCCGUUGUUAUGCUCAUUAAAGAUAAACCCUUUGUCCAACAAUUAAAGGCUCCGUGGGAACAUACACAGAAGGUGUCCACUUCUCAGCCCUCUGUAACACCUCUAACGGAGCAGAAGGUGUCCACUUCUCAGCCCUCCGUAACACCUCUAACGGAGCAGAUUAAAGAGAGCGUCGACGAAGCAAAAACUGAUGCUGCAGAAGAGUGUGAAAUUCUUACGGAUGUGGAAAUUACAUCCAGGCAUAAUCCUGAUCCGGUCACACCUACUGCAAAAAGGCAUAUUGGUGAUGGCUCCAACGAAUCAACUACCGUGGCUGGGAUGUGUGAUGGAGAGCUGUCAUCAACAAAACUUAAAAAAAUCAUCAAGUUGGAGAAGAAUAUUUGA